AUGACACAAACUGCCGUAGUUCAAUUAGUCCAAAAGAUAUUAGAUGCACGUAUCACAUCAAUUGAAACGCAAUUGUUUGCGUUAGACAAACGAAUAACAGAAGAAGUAACACUUCUGAACUCUAAACUACUCAAUAUCCAAAACCUUCAGAGUUCCGCCCAACUCAACUCAACGUCGAAAAGCUUCCGCGACAGUUCGUUGUCAUCGGAAUGUAUCACGUCGACCCCCCGUUCAAAUUCUUCGGGUGUCGGAUCAUCCCCGCCCGAGACGGGCGACUCCCCAAGAGACCCGCGAAGUUCCCUCUCGCGAAAGAAAGUCGAGUUAAACACAACAAUCAAAGCUGAGAGUAAAUUACUUGAAGAAUCGCCCCGGAGAAAAGUCCUCCACGGGCCAAAGAAGUCUUCAGCAAAGACUAUGAAAGAUCCCCACACAACACGAAAAACUCUUGAAAUCGAGAAGGAGCCGCCCCUCAUCGAUGAGCCCGAAAAACUCCGAAGGACGUCGACGCUGACGUCGCAAAUCCGUCCGAAGGUGUGUACGAUGGACCGCGACUCCAUCGAAGUCGAAUUCAAACGAAAAAAGGCGGAACAAGAAAAGGAAGACGCAAAAAUCCCAUUUAACGAAAAAUUGUUUUUAACGAGGUCAAAAGUGUCGGACAUUUUAUAUAUCACGUGUCAGGAAAGUGAAGAACAAAGUAUAGUUUCGCAAUGGCUUCAAAACUAUGGCGCAAAAAGUCUUUUGGAAAAUUUCGACACAACUCAACCGAAAGGAAUCGUCGUGAUCACUAAACAAAAAGAAGAUCUCGAAAAGAUGUUGAAUAGAGUGAAUGACAUGUUUGUAGAUCCAGUGUGUGUCAUUGUGGGGAUUGGAGAGACUUCAGGUGUUGAUUUAAAGGUCAAUGUGAAUAAUGGAAAAGUGAUCGACAAUGACGGAAAGGUCGAAAAGAUUAUCAAAGCACUUGGUAAUUAA
Molecule: messenger RNA, 969 nt
Organism: Entamoeba invadens IP1
Lineage: Eukaryota; Evosea; Mastigamoebida; Endamoebidae
Exons: 1
Coding region: 1-969 (322 amino acids)
Source: RefSeq, a predicted model, not a curated record